GUAUUGUAGUAAGAAUGCCGUAGUAUAGAGAUCGUUUGAAUUGAAAAUUGCAGUGGUUGCUGUACUACUGCGGGAGUGGGUAAGGGUAACUCCAAGCGUUUCAACUUUCAUUUUCAAAAGAAAAGCGGGAUUUAGGGUUUUCCCCAUUUCUAUCUAUCAAACAAUAAUAGAGGAGAAGAAACAAUAAUAGAGGAGAGGAGAGGAGACUUAGAAGAAGAAGCAGGAAGGGAGAAGGGGAUGGUGAAUCCACGGUGCUUUUUGGACAUUAGCAUAGGAGAGGAGCUUGAAGGGAGGAUUGUGGUGGAACUUUACAGCGAUGUGGUGCCCCGGACUGCGGAGAAUUUCAGGGCUCUCUGUACUGGAGAGAAGGGCAUUGGUCCCGAAACUGGUGUUCCUCUUCAUUACAAGGGUGUCCGUUUUCAUCGCAUUAUGAAAGGUUUUAUGAUACAAGGUGGAGAUAUAUCUGCAGGGGAUGGCACUGGUGGGGAAUCCAUUUAUGAUUUGAAGUUUGAAGAUGAGAAUUUUGAAUUGAAACAUGAGAGAAAAGGAAUGCUAUCGAUGGCCAAUGCUGGUCCAAACACUAAUGGAUCUCAGUUCUUUAUAACAACCACUCGUACCUCCCAUCUUGAUGGGAAGCAUGUUGUAUUUGGAAAGGUAAUUAAAGGCAUGGGAGUGGUUCGUUCAAUCGAGCAUGUUACUACUGGUGAAGGUGAUUUUCCCACCGUUGAUGUUGUCAUCGCGGAUUGUGGGGAAAUUCCUGAAGGGGAAGAUGAUGGGAUUUCUGAUUUUUUUAAAGAUGGUGAUACUUAUCCUGACUGGCCAGCUGACCUUGAUGACAAGCCUAAUGAGAUAGUUUGGUGGAUAAAGGCUGUAGAUUCUGCCAAAAAUAUUGGAAAUGAGUACUACAAGAAACAAGACUACAAAAUGGCUUGUAGGAAGUACUGGAAGGCUUUGCGCUACUUGGAUGUUUGCUGGGAGAAAGAAGACAUUGAUGAGGAGAAGAGUUCAUAUUUGAGGAAAACAAAGUCCCAGAUAUUUACAAAUAGUUCUGCUUGUAAAUUGAAAUUAGGGGAUUUAAAAGGAGCAUUGUUGGAUACAGACUUUGCGAUGCGUGAUGGGGAGAACAAUGUGAAAGCCUUGUUUCGUCAAGGGCAGGCAUAUAUGGCACUUAAUGAUGUGGAUGCUGCAGUGGAGAGCUUCAAGAAGGCAUUAGAGCUAGAGCCCAAUGAUGGUGGAAUAAAAAAAGAGCUUGCAGUUGUGAAAAAGAAGAUUGCUGAUAGACGUGAUCAGGAAAGAAAGGCUUAUUCCAAAAUGUUUCAAUAGAUUUCGUGCAGUUCCAUGGGGUAUGACCUCGAACAAAGCUGAUUGGAGGGGAUCCAUGUAGCCGACCCUAUUUAGUUGGCAUAAGGCUAAGUUGUUCUAAUUGUACCAGGUCUUGAGACAUGGUGAAGUAAAGCACCUGAACUUUGGAUCUUUGAAUACAAAGAUACAGGGCGAGCUUCGGUCAAUUUUUGUUCGAUAAUUUUGACAUUUUUAGAAUUUCAGGACUUUAUCAUUGGCAGAAACUGGAUUGCUAUAUGAUGAAAUCAUUUGCAAUCGUUCAAACAAUCUUGAGAUGUUUCAUAUAAAGAAAUAAUCUUAAUUGGUCUUAAA
Messenger RNA from Macadamia integrifolia, 1653 nucleotides. Its product is annotated as peptidyl-prolyl cis-trans isomerase CYP40-like. The record is from RefSeq and is a predicted model, not a curated record. Gene Ontology annotation, biological process: protein peptidyl-prolyl isomerization; protein folding. NCBI's taxonomy places the organism in Eukaryota, Viridiplantae, Streptophyta, Magnoliopsida, Proteales, Proteaceae. Bases 238 to 1323 code for a protein of 361 amino acids. Gene Ontology annotation, molecular function: peptidyl-prolyl cis-trans isomerase activity; protein binding. The transcript has 9 exons.